Molecule: messenger RNA, 390 nt
Organism: Microthlaspi erraticum
Lineage: Eukaryota; Viridiplantae; Streptophyta; Magnoliopsida; Brassicales; Brassicaceae
Source: the annotation of a GenBank genome assembly
AUGGUGGUGAUGAUGGGAGUUCAUGACGAGGCAUCAAAGGCGAAGAUCAUUCGUACAGUCGCUAAAUGUCAUGGGAUCACAUCGAUUACAAUGGACUCACAGGAUGGAAAGUUAACAGUCAUUGGAGACUUUAACCUCACGAAGCUCCUCACCAAACUCGAACGAAAAUGGAGUUACUCAGAUAUAGCAACAUUUGGCACGUACGAUCCCAAGAAAGAAGCCGAAGUCGCUGCCGCUGCUGAAAAGAAGAAGAAGGAAGAAAUGGAACGACAAAGACUUGAGGGUUAUCGUGGAAACCAAACUCUUUCUCCUCAUUACCCUCCUCCUCAUUACACCACUAGUGUCUUCGAUCACGACUAUCACCAGGGACAGGGAUGUGUAAUCACUUGA